Eublepharis macularius is the source of this 2741-nucleotide messenger RNA. RefSeq names its product zinc finger and BTB domain containing 17 (gene ZBTB17). The coding region runs from base 82 to 2526 and encodes 814 amino acids. The record is from RefSeq and is a predicted model, not a curated record. The transcript is spliced from 15 exons. NCBI's taxonomy places the organism in Eukaryota, Metazoa, Chordata, Lepidosauria, Squamata, Eublepharidae. Gene Ontology annotation, biological process: regulation of transcription by RNA polymerase II. Gene Ontology annotation, molecular function: protein binding; DNA-binding transcription factor activity, RNA polymerase II-specific; RNA polymerase II cis-regulatory region sequence-specific DNA binding.
CCAAGAUGGCGGCGCCCUUUGUCUGUUCCGUGUCACUCUGAGUGUCGGCGCUGCUCGUCGGGAUUAUGUGACGCGCGCGGGAUGGCAGCCAUGCACUUCCCGCAGCACAGCGCGCGCGUCCUGGAGCAGCUGAACCAGCAGCGGCAGCUGGGCCUGCUCUGCGACUGCACCUUCGUGGUGGACGGCAUCGACUUCAAGGCCCACAAGGCGGUGCUGGCGGCCUGCAGCCACUACUUCCGCAUGCUCUUCGUGGACCAGAAGGACGUGGUGCACCUGGACAUCAGCAACGCGGCAGGUCUGGAACAGGUCCUCGAGUUCAUGUACACAGCCAAGCUGAGCCUGAGCGUGGAAAACGUGGAUGACGUCCUGGCGGUUGCGAGUUUCCUCCAGAUGCAGGAGAUCAUCAGCGCUUGCAACACUCUGAGGGCACUUUCGGGUUCAGGGCCAGCAGAAACUGGCCCAAGUCAGGAGGGCCCCUCGGCAGCUGGGCAGGAGAAGAUGGCUGGCGAGAAUGCAGCUGUGGUGGGCACCCCCAGCGAGGCCAAGGAAACCCUGCAGGCUCUGCCCAGUGGGCUGAGGAAGGACGAGGCCGCGGACCUUGCUGAGGAGAUGAAGGAGAGGGUGGUGGCCAAAGCUGGGGAGGGGCUUGCUGCAGGUGAGCCUGUGGGAGAAGCCGCCUUUGGUCUGCCUGAGAACCCGCAGCUGGAUGGUCCCUCCCUUGGAGAUAGCGCUGCUUCCAAGGCCCCCUCUUCUGGGGCCACAGAGGCCGACCCCCCAGUGUUGAAACUUCCUGCUGCGAUGGAGGUGGCGCUGGAAGAGAGAGAAGGCGAGCCCCUGUUGGAGGCAGAGGCAACCAUCCGGUUCCCUGAGCCGAAAGAAUCCAGGCUGGCUAAUGGCAACGCCCCUGAAGAGAAUGACUCCGGGGGCACCGACUCCGGGCAAGAGAACGCAGGUGAAAUGAGGCUCUUGCGCUCAGGAACAUACAGCGAGCGGACCGAGUCCAAAGCCUAUGGGUCAGUCACUCACAAGUGUGAGGACUGCGGGAAGGAGUUCACUCACACGGGCAACUUUAAACGGCAUAUUCGCAUCCACACGGGCGAGAAGCCCUUUUCCUGCCGGGAGUGCAGCAAGGCCUUUUCUGACCCAGCGGCCUGCAAGGCCCAUGAAAAGACGCACAGCCCCUUGAAGCCAUACAGCUGUGAGGAGUGUGGCAAGAGCUACCGCCUGAUCAGCCUCUUGAACUUGCACAAAAAGCGCCACACGGGUGAGGCCAAGUACCGCUGCGAGGACUGCGGCAAGCUCUUCACCACUUCAGGCAACCUCAAGCGCCACCAGUUGGUGCACAGCGGAGAGAAGCCCUACCAGUGCGACUACUGUGGCCGUUCCUUCUCUGACCCCACCUCCAAGAUGCGCCACCUGGAGACGCAUGACACGGACAAGGAGCACAAAUGCCCCCACUGCGAGAAGAAGUUCAACCAGCAGGUGGGGAACCUCAAGGCCCACUUGAAGAUCCAUAUCGCCGAUGGGCCGCUGAAAUGCCGGGAGUGUGGGAAGCAGUUCACCACCUCAGGCAACCUGAAGAGGCAUUUGCGCAUCCACAGCGGGGAAAAGCCCUACGUCUGUGUGCAUUGCCAGCGCCAGUUUGCUGACCCUGGAGCUCUUCAGCGCCACGUCCGCAUCCACACUGGCGAAAAACCUUGCCAGUGUCUGAUCUGUGGCAAGGCUUUCACCCAGGCCAGCUCACUUAUUGCACAUGUGCGCCAGCACACGGGGGAGAAGCCCUACGUCUGCGAACGCUGCGGCAAGAGGUUCGUCCAGUCGAGCCAGCUAGCCAACCACAUUCGGCACCAUGACAACAUCCGGCCCCAUAAGUGCAGCGUCUGCAACAAGGCCUUUGUCAAUGUCGGAGACCUUUCCAAACACAUCAUCAUCCACACAGGUGAAAAGCCGUUCCUCUGUGACAAGUGCGGCCGUGGGUUCAACCGUGUGGACAACCUUCGCUCCCAUGUGAAAACAGUCCACCAGGGCAAAGCCGGGAUGAAGCUACUGGAAGGUGGAGAAGGUGAUGAACUCAACAUUGUGACUGUGGCUUCAGAUGAGAUGGUGACGCUUGCCACAGAAGCACUAGCAGCCACGGCUGUCACGCAACUCACAGUGGUCCCUGUGGCAGCUCCAGUCACGGCAGAUGAGACGGAAGCGUUGAAGGCGGAAAUCACCAAGGCGGUGAAGCAGGUGCAAGAAGCAGACCCCAACACCCAGAUUCUCUACGCCUGUGACUCGUGUGGGGAGAAGUUCUUAGACGCCAACAGCUUGGCCCAGCACGUGCGCCUCCACACAGCACAAGCCUUGGUCAUGUUCCAGGCAGACACAGACUUCUACCAGCAGUAUGGAGCCACGACAGCAUGGCAGUCCGAGCAAGUCCUCCAGUCUGGCGAGCUCCUCUUCCGGGCUCGAGACGGACCCGAGGCACAGCCCUCCUCCACAGAUGCCCCCCGGCCUGCUGGGGUAGCAGAUUCUGCAGAGUGAAAUGGCGGCGGGGGGGGGGGGGUUUGCUGUUGGACUCGGUUAUCGUUCAGAGUUAGGAUUCAGCUGAGUCUGCUGACAAGGGGGGGGGAACCCCUCCCUGUCAUGCCGGAGCAUCAUUGAAGAGGGCUCCUUAUAGGAGACAAAGCUACAUUCUACUCCUAGAAACAAGCUAUUUCUGACUGAGAAUCAACCAUCCGUGUGAAUACUUAGAAGAA